Messenger RNA from Drosophila kikkawai, 6053 nucleotides. The record is from RefSeq and is a predicted model, not a curated record. Lineage: Eukaryota; Metazoa; Arthropoda; Insecta; Diptera; Drosophilidae.
UUCACAUCGGAAAAGGUGAAAAAAACCUGAAUAAUAGUGCGUACUUUUUUGCGUUACAAAAUUUAAUUACCUUUUUCGAGUUUUUUUUUUUGUUUUUCGUUACAAAAUUUACCAGGCUUUUUUCCGACAGUUUGUUUUUUCAACGUUUUCGAAGUGAAGACUAAGCUGGGCCACUUAUCCUUGGAAGUUGACAGCGAGUGUUUUUUUUUUACGAUUUUUUGAAAGCGACGAGAGAACUGGUCGAUUUUUGAUACUUAAAAGAAUCGGUGGACCUGUGAUCCAGCUUCAGCAUGACGGAUCCUGACCGAGGUGUAGGCGUUCACAUGGACCAAGAAAAUGGAACAAGCCAGGAGGAGCCUGACGAGUUGUCUAGAGAGGAAGAACCGGAUGAUCUCCCGGGUAAUCUGUCAACCGAAUCCCAAGAGACUGUGAAGGCGCGCGAGUCCAGCGCCAAAAUUACCACCCACAACAACAAGAUGUCGCCCGACGCACCCGUCUUCUAUCCCAGUGGAUCCUAUGCCGCCCACCUGCUGGCACAGCGAAAGACACCGGCCCCCACUUCUUCGGCAUCGUCGACCUCGUCUCUCAGCUGGUGGCCCAACCUGUCGCCGGUGGCACGGGAGGUUCUGGAGACGGGCACCGGUCCCUACAUUGGUCCCGACAAGGAUCCCUUUUGCCUGCGAAAUCCCCACUAUAACGGCGGCCGUUCCGGCGACGAUACAGAGCGCAACAAGAACAGCUUUGGUCUGGGUAUGCAAUCCGACGUCGGUGCAUCGUAUGGAUGCCAGCGGGGAGACGGGAACACAGAAGCCCCUGGCGAGGAUCGGCAGGCGGGGGAUAUGGCGAGGACACCGACGCCGCCGACAUCGCCGGCGCUGCCCCCCAUAUCACCGCCAGAGCUACAAACGCCUUGGCGGCGUCCGCCCUACAGCCUUCCCAGCUGGUUACUCGAGGACGAAGCUACCGAGUCCACGCAACAGCAGCAGGAGCAGAAACAGCAGUGGCAUCAUCCGAUCCCCGGAUCGCCUCGCUUCACUCAAUCAUUCCCGACUGACGCGGCUCCGGCGUUGGGGCCAUGUGGCGUGUCGCGUGCCGAGUAUUUGGGAACCCUGCGGAACCUUCUGGUGCGCGCCAACGAAAUGAUGGCGCCCCUGAUCCACGGUCACAUCGAGGAAAUGUCGCAGAUGCAGUUUGCCGCCUAUACCAGCGCAAUCCUAAGCACUCCGCCACUGCAUCCGAGUCUCUUCCUGCCGCCGGCAAUUCCGCGUACGUGGGCCACCACCGGAGUGCUUAACCUGCCCUCCACCCAUCCGCACAGCCUCACUCCCGACGAUCUGGCCUUUAUCCAGUCGCUGCACCCAAAGGCCACUGUCGGUACCCAGACAGAGUUCCGCUGCACUUGCAUGCACCUGCCCAACCCCACGGGGACGGGCAUUGAGGUGACUGGUCUACGCAGACCUUUCUUUCCGGGUUACGGUGGCGUGUAUGAGCCGCGUAUGCCGACGCCCAGUGGAGGUCCAGGUGCUGGACCCAUGAUGAAUCCACAGUUCCAGGCCGGAUCAGGAUCGGGGAACGGUCAGCAGUCGUCCCAAGGCCCCUACACCUUCUGGGGGAGGCCUAUGGCGAUGCAUCCGCCUCCGACACCACUGCCGCAGCAGCAGCAGCAGCCGCCGCCCAUGAAUCAGAUGCAUCAGCCGUACCCUCACCCCGGAUUUUCAAUUCAUCAACAGCAGCAGCAGCAACAGCAGCAGCAACAACAGCAUUACCCGCCGCAUGUUCCCCAGCAUCCACUUCCCUUGCAGUCGCCUGGGAACAAUCGCUUCCAGGAUAUGGGUAACGCCCGCUAUCAGGAUCUAUUUGGACCGGUUCGUCUUCAAGAAUCGUCCAACAAUCGCUUCCAGGACUUUGGCCCAGUGCGCUUUCACGAGCCUGGCAAUGGGCGCUUUCAGCAACCAGAGCUAAGCAACGUUCGUUUCCAGGAGCCGGGAAAUAAUAGCUUCGGCUUUCGAGUUAACUAUACUCCUGGCAAUCAAUUCAAUCAUUUUACCCAGGUCAAUUCGAGCAACCAAGCCGGCCCGGUCCACCAGGGCAAUAACUUCAAUCAGGGAAAUCAGGCUAGCAGCAACUUCAAUCAGGGAAAUCCGGCCAGCAUCAUCUUAAAUCAGGGAAUCCAUGGCAACAGCAACUUGAAUCAUGGAAAUCAAGGUAACAACAACUUGAAUCAGGGAACCCAAGGCAACAGCAACUUCAGUCCGGGCAACCAAAGCAACACCAAUAUCAAUCUGGACAACCAGAACAACAGCAACAUCAAUCUGGGCAACCGCUAUGGUCCCAUUGGGUGCGGUGCUCCAAGCCAAUCCAACGCCAGGACUUUCCCGAACAACGUUCAACCUGCUGGGGGUCAGGCGUUUGUGCGGCCCCCGAGCAGCUUGGAGUCAGAGUACUUGUCGAAUCUGCUACAGCAGCAUUUAGAUACACCGGUAGUAAUAGAACCGGAGGUGCAGCACCUACUAGAGCUGGAGCUAGAGAGGGAGCUGACAGAACAGCAGCAGAAGCAACAGCAACGCUGCUGUGCAGCGGGGAGCACCAGCGAUGCCACUGGAGGCCGGCCUACGGAUCCUACGGACUACUCAAUCAGCGGCGCCACUGGGGAGCGGGUUCCACCCAGCACCACGGACUUCUCGAUCAGUGAUGACAGGGACAGCGGGGACACCAGCAGUCCAUUGCGUGCUCGGGAGAGUGACGAUGUCUUCGAUUAUGAGGACAACUGUGAAGGCGAAGAAGGCUACUGCGAAUCCGCAGGAGAGGAGGAAGAAUGCGAGGUCGACGAAGAAGAUGGUGACGACGACGACAACGACGACGACAAUGACGACAACGAUGGCAACGAUAACUAUAACAACAAUAACGACAACAACGGUAACGGUAAAGACACCAAUAACACCAAUGACGGCAAUGACAAUGAGAGCAACGAACGCAAUAAAAACAAUGACAACAUUAUUGAAAGUAAUGACACUAAAGAUACCAAUAACACCAAUAACAUUAAUAACGCUAACGAUAACGAUAUUAUCAUUAUCACGAAUAGCACUCAAAACACCAAUGAAACCAAUAACAUCAACACCAAUGACUCAGAUGUCUCAAAUGACUCCAAUGCAUCCAAUAAUACCAAUAAUACCAACGGCACAAAUAAUACCAACGGCACAAAUAACACCGUUACCUAUAACACCAACACCAAUACCAACCUCAACAACAAUGGCAUGAGCACUGACACCAUUACCACAGUAAACAUCAAUAACAUGGAUACCAUCGGCACCGACGCUUACUGCAACAACACUAAUAAGAACACGGAAGUCAACCUCACGAUCAACGACGAGAGCAAGAAAGAGGAUCUGUCGACAAUCGAGAAUUCCAGUGUUGAGGGCGACGAAGGCAUCCCGGAGAUCCUCACCUUUACGGCCUCGACUUUCGUGAAGCUCAACCCACCGGAAGUAGAGCCUGAUCCCAAGCCAGAACCCAAACGCGAACCUCAGCCCAUUGCCGACACCUCCAACAACUUCUGUUUCGGACAGGUGGAGUUCAUCAAAUACAUAAUGUCGGAGUCUCCCGGUCCAGUUAUACUUCCCGUUGUCAGGCAAGAGGACUACGGAGCCACCUACUUGCCGUGCCCCUGCGCUCAGGGGCCGUCGCAAGUGCGGCCCCCCAAUCAGAAUCAGAAUCUCCAUCCCAAUCCCGUCUUUCCGAUCUCCCAGGACACUGCCCAGGCUGAAUGCGCUCCGAACAAAGAAGACUCUCGGCCAGCCGUCCGGGAGCAGCCCAUGUACGACCGACCCGUAAUGGCUUCCGCCUCGGGGCUGGGUGGUGUCUACUUGGCCCGACCAACGAGCCAACCAGCUCCGCGUAAGUACCUGGUGCGGCAGCGGCCCGUUCUUUUCGAGGUGGGCGGCAACCGCAGCAAAAGCGCCAGUUCCCACAUAAUAUUGCAGAACCAGAACCUGGGCGGCAAUGGGAAUUUCAAUGGACAUGGAAACAACCUGAGCACGAUCGGCCAAGGACGUGGAUACGCCAACAGCAACAGUCUGGACUACCUGAAUCUCCCGCAGUCAACCGGCUCAAAUCUGGGUGCAUUCCAAAAUGUAUGCCAGAUUGUGGGGCAGAACAUGUAUCACAAUCUCGGCCAAAACAUGGCACCAAAUAUGGGGCAGGGUCCGAACAUGAGGUCGAAUCUAUCGCAAUCUGGGGUUCAAAACAUGGGCCAGAACAAGGUCUCCAGCUCGUCCCAAACUAUGCCUCUAUACAUGGCCAAGAGCGUGAACCCGAAUAUCGGACAAAACGUGCCCCAAAACUUAAUGCCAAAUCUAUGUCACAACGUUAACGAUCACCCGAGCUUAGGCCAAAACUUGACUGAGAAUCUGAAGAACGUGCGGGGCAAUUCCGUGAACCCGGUGAGCCAGAGCCUAAACCAGAAUCUUAACACGAACGUUAACAUAAAUCCAAACAUAAAUCCGAACCUAAACCAGAACCUAAACCCAAACCUUAUCUCGAACCUUAACAGGAAUCUAAACCAGAACCUUAACACGAACCUAAACCAAAAUAUAAACCAAAACCUAAAUCGAAACCUAAAUCAUAACAUAAUGUCGAAUCUUAGUCCGAACAUAAACUCAAACCUUAAUUCAAACCUAAUCUCGAACGUUAACUUAAACCUGAAGUCAAACUCCAUUAACUCAAACCCCAUUAAAUCAAAACUUAGCCCAAACGAUAAUUCAAACGUUAAUUCAAGCCUUAAUUCAAACCUUAAUUCCAACCUUAAUUCCAUCCUUAAUUCAAACCCCCUUAAUUUAAGUUCCCUUAUGUCAAUCCCCCUUAACACGAACCGUAACAUGAACCUUAACACGAACCUUAACACGAACCUUAACACGAACCUUAACACGAACCUUAACACGAACCUUAACACGAACCUUAACACGAACCUUAACACGAACCUUAACACGAACCUUAACACGAAUCUUAACACGAACCUUAACACGAACCUUAACACGAACCUUAACACGAACCUUAACACGAACCGUAACAUGAACCGUAACAUGAACCUUAACACGAACGUUAACACGAACGUUAACACGAACGUUAACACGAACGUUAACACGAACCUUAACCCGAACCUUAACCCGAACCUUAACCCGAACCUUAACCCGAACCUUAACCCGAACCUUAACCAAAAUCUAAAUCAAAAUCUAAAUCAAAACCUAAAUCAAAACCUAAACCAGAACCGUAAGACGAACCUUAACACAAACCUAAGCCCGAGCAUAAACUUGACCCUGAACCAGAACCGAAACCUUAACCCGAACCAGAGUAACCAGGUGAACCACAUGAGCCGUGGAAUGGGCGGAUUAGGGGUGGGCGUGAACAUGCCCGUGCAGAGCCAGACGUUCAGCCCGAGCAAAAUGCAGCAAACCAAUGUCCAGGAUCUGAGCUGGACCCGACCAUGGCUGGUCGGAGGUGGACGCGGCAGUAUCAACCAGAUGAGCCAGCCGAAGAGCAAGUCUCAGAUGAGGGAGUCUGCCCCCAGCUUCGUGCCCUCUUCCGUGUUCGUUCCUGGCGGCGCUUCCGUUUCCAGUUCCGACUCCUUUACUGCUUCGCGCCCGGCUUCUAGCUCCUCCGUUUCCUCGACCGCUCACUCCUCCUGCUCGAUUCCAGCUACCGGUUCAGGAGGUUCCCUCAUCUUCUCAAAUCCCGAUCCCGACGUCUUUCCCGCUGUCAAUGCCUUGAGAAGGAGCCGACGCAGUUCCGCCUCAACGCCGAUUUCCGCUUUGCAGGAGCCAUCGAUUUCAGUAGCUGCCACUCUAUUGCCGACACUAGACCCCAAGCCCCAGGCGCCACCAGCCUCACGUCCAAAGAAAGUCACCUACGCUUCGGUGUUGCAGUAGAAAGGAGCCAUCUUCCUGGAGCGCAACACAGAUCACGGGACCAAUUCCAGCGAAAUUCUAGUCUAAAUUAUAUGUUUUGUUACCUGGACAAAGUACAAAGAUGUUGUAAUAAAAUACACACAUGAGACACUC